AUGUACACGCAAAUACAAUCUCACCCAAGAACAAGCAGAGUAGCGUACCAGCCCACGUCGAGCGAAGCGAGGAGAAAAAAAAGGCCGAGCGCAGCGGUAACCCGUGAACGAGGUGAUGGGUAUAACUUUCAAAUACAAGUGUUUAUCGAGAGCAGAGCAUGGGGAUAUGAUUUAACCUGGGCAGCUUUGUUGCCAUUUAUUGACCGAUCAAGGGCACCUCUGUUGUUAUUGCUACGGAAAGCGUGUGGUCCUUCAAUCAACCCACUUCGGUGUAGGGCCGCAAAUUCGGAUUCUGCGGUUCUCGCCGAAAGCUACGACUUGAUCGCGGCAAGUGAUGUUACACUCCAAGGAGCUGAGCUACGUAAAUGGUCGACUUCGGAGUGGCUUCCCGCGGAUCACUUCCGGCCCCCACAGUUCGGCGAUCUGAUUACCCCUUUGGGACGUGAUCCCAGCCUGACACCAUUGCCAAGCCUGGCCGAGCUCUUUUUAUUUCGCCCAUCUUUUGAGCAGCUUGUUCUUCCCAACACAGGGUUCUACGAUCCCGCAUCCACCAUGGCGGACAAGCACGAAACAACAACCCCCACGGACGCCUCGUCGGCAAACGAUCCUGAUCCUGCAGCAGCAGCAGCCAUCUACGAACCCGCUGCGGCUGAGAGCAAGGAGGCAGAGGCGAUCGCCGCACCGCCCCCUGCCGCAAGGAAGAGCUGGCGUUUCUGGGCCGUCUUUGGCUCCCUGUGCCUGGCCACCUGGCUGGUCGCCGUCGAGAGCACCGUCGUGUCCACGGCGCUGCCCGUCAUCACGCGCGAGAUUAGCGCCGGCGACUCGUACAUCUGGAUCCUCAAUGUCUAUCUUCUCACCAGCUGCACCUUUAUCCCCCUCACCGGACAGGCCGCCGACCUCUGGGGCCGCCGCAACGCCAUGCUCGGCGCCAUCAGCCUGUUUGCCCUCGGCAGCGGCCUCGCCGGCGGCGCGAGCAACCUCGCCAUGCUCAUCGCGGGCCGCGCCGUCCAGGGCAUCGGCGGCGGCGGCAUCAGCUUCCUGCUGCAGGUCAUCGUCUGCGACCUGGUGGCCCUCCGCGAGCGCGGCACCUACAUGGGCUACGUCCUGCUGUUCUUCAUGGUCGGCACCGCGACCGGCCCCGUCAUCGGCGGCGCCAUCGUGCAGCGCACGAGCUGGCGCUGGAUCUUCUACAUCAACCUCCCGGUCGCCGGCCUGACGCUCGUCCUCAACUUCUUGUUCCUCAAGCUCAAGUACAAGGACGAGGGCUCGUUCAGGGACAAGCUCAAGAGAAUCGACUGGGCGGGCAACAUCCUCCUGACCCUGGCCGUCGUCUCCGUCCUGAUUGCCCUCUCGUGGGGCGGCGCCCGGUAUCCCUGGAGCUCGUACCAGGUCCUGGUGCCCUUCCUCCUGGGGAUACUCGGUCUCGUUGUCUUCCACCUCUACGAGAUGAUGCCCUGGGUCAAGGCGCCCAUCCUGCCCGAGCGCCUCUUCAAGCGCCGCACGCCCGCCGCCGCCCUCCUCAUCGCCUUUCUGCAGUUCUUCACCAUGUACUACAGCAUCCUCGGCCUGCCCAUCUACUUUCAGGGCGUCAAGGGCCAGACCCCUCUGCAGAGUGGCGUCAGCUUCCUGCCCAUCUCCACGCUCUCCGUCUUUGUCGGCAUCGUCGCCGGCGUCAUCAUGUCCAAGACGGGCCGCUUCAAGAUGCUGCACGUGGCCGCGUUCGUGCUCAAGGCCGUUGGUAUGGGCCUUUUUUCUCACUUUAACCGUGAUACCUCCCGAGCCGAGUACAUCUGCAUCGAGCUCAUCUUCGCCAUCGGCAUCGGCUGCCUCGCCACCUCGGGCCUGCCCGGCGUGCAGGCCGACCUGACCGAUGAGGAUACCGCUCUGUCCACGGCCGCCUAUGACUUUAUGCGCGCGUAUGGCGCCAUCUGGGGCGUCUCGGUACCCGCCGCCGUCUUCAACAGCCGCAGCAGGUCGCUAGCGGCGCAGGUCAGCGACCCGGACGUCCGCGCGAUCCUCGGCCGCGGCGGCGCCUACGAGUUCGUGACCUUCUCCAACCCCCACGACCGCAAGUUCAGCGACCAGGUCCUGGAGCAGAUUACCGGCGUCUUCUCCGACAGCAUGCGCACGGCGUGGUAUGUCGGGCUGGCGUUUUGCCUGCUGGGCUUCCUGCUCGCGUGGUGCGAGAAAAACCUGAAGCUGCGGGAGACGCUGGAGACGGAGUUUGGCCUGGAGGAAGAGAAGAAGAUUGGGCCCGGCGAUGUCGAGAAUGGAAAAGCUGAAGCCACGUCCGACGCCAGCUAA
Cordyceps militaris CM01 is the source of this 2304-nucleotide messenger RNA. Its product is annotated as Major facilitator superfamily transporter. The transcript is spliced from 5 exons. Lineage: Eukaryota; Fungi; Ascomycota; Sordariomycetes; Hypocreales; Cordycipitaceae. The record is from RefSeq and is a predicted model, not a curated record. Gene Ontology annotation, molecular function: transmembrane transporter activity. Gene Ontology annotation, cellular component: membrane. Gene Ontology annotation, biological process: transmembrane transport. The coding region runs from base 1 to 2304 and encodes 767 amino acids.